Messenger RNA from Capsella rubella, 1175 nucleotides. RefSeq lists its product as uncharacterized. Bases 117 to 833 code for a protein of 238 amino acids. The transcript is spliced from 4 exons. NCBI's taxonomy places the organism in Eukaryota, Viridiplantae, Streptophyta, Magnoliopsida, Brassicales, Brassicaceae. The record is from RefSeq and is a predicted model, not a curated record.
UUUUUCUUUUCCAUCUCUUUCUCUCCCAGUAGGCUUGAACCCUCGGUUCUUAUCCUCUUUGCUCACAGAGAGAGCAACUCUGAAAAAAUCAAAGCAACAGUUUUUUCUUAGAUAUAAUGGCGACGAUGUCUCAUCUCUUUCUUUCUUCGCCUCGACCUUCAAUGGCUCUGCGACUUUACUCGACCCAGUUCACUUUGUUCUACUCUAAGAACAUUAAAGAUUGUACCUUUAAGGGUGCUAAUGAAGCUAAAGUCUCAAAGAGAUCACUCCUCUGUCGUGCAAUUCAUAUGGAAUCUGAACAUUCAGGGGAACCAAAGAGGCUUAGUUUUGAUAAUCUGCUUAGGAAAACAAAAGAUGUGUGGGAUAAUUCUCCACAGCCGGUUAAGGAGUUCCCUUGGAAUAGAGCAUUUGGAAACUUCAUACAGCUCGUUCUUGAUCUCGCUAUAUCGGUAGUGAAGUUCUUGUUCGUUCCCAUAUUUGCGGUUUCUUCCAUCAGUGAGAUGUCUUAUUGUGCACAUGAGAGGAAACUUGCUUUAGUCCCGUUUCCAUUAGUCAUCGGUAUGGUUGUUGCGGGCAUUCUACAAGAAACCGCGUUGAAGAUGUCUCCCCGUCUUAAGGAAGCGGAAGUGCCGUGGCAUUUGCUAGCUAUGAUGAUGCUCUUCACUCUGAUUAAACUUCCUGGACCAUACUACCCGUAUUGGGGGCGUCUAUUUAUUCCACAUUUUGCAAAUGGAGUAUUUCUUAGAGCACUUUGGUCCAUGUUCUUUUGGUAUAAGAAGGCUAGAAACACAUCAGGAACUCCACUGCAGAAUCACAGUGUGGAAACAAAAUGAGCAUCUUCAUCUAAAGGCUGGUGAUUUAGGUACCAAGUGGUUACUUCGAUUAGUUUUGGGGAUUAUCUGGAACCUCGCGGAUUAGUGUUCGAGCAUAGAUAGGCGAUUUCUUCAAAAUGUCAGAGAAUUUGAGGUCAAUGAGUUGACAAUAUCUCUUAGGCCAUAGAAUUGUUUUGUUUUGUGCUCUCUUCUUUGGAAAUGUGUCUCAGUUCUUGUGACAACCACUGUUCUUUGGGUAUGUAUAUGUAUCUUGUGUUUGAACAUUGAGGAGAAAUGAUUCACAUUUUUGUUUUUGGGAGAACGAAUGGUUUAUUAGGUCUAAUGCUGGACUUUGCAACCCCA